This is a messenger RNA of Aspergillus novofumigatus IBT 16806, 1692 nucleotides long. RefSeq names its product GMC family oxidoreductase. The record is from RefSeq and is a predicted model, not a curated record. The coding region runs from base 1 to 1692 and encodes 563 amino acids. The transcript has 3 exons. Gene Ontology annotation, molecular function: oxidoreductase activity, acting on CH-OH group of donors; flavin adenine dinucleotide binding. Lineage: Eukaryota; Fungi; Ascomycota; Eurotiomycetes; Eurotiales; Aspergillaceae.
AUGGCAUCAGAGCAGACGUACGAUUUCAUUGUCGUUGGAGGCGGCCCGGCUGGAUGCACCCUUGCCGCAUUUCUCGCCAAGUCUACCAAACGCCCCAGCGUUCUUCUCCUUGAAGCCGGCCGCCGAAACGACGACAAGUCCCUGCGCGUCGACGGUAAGCGAUGGACAACUUUUAUGGAAGAGCAAAUGAACUGGGGCUACAAAACAACCCCGCAAGAACAUUGCAACGGCCGCCAGCUGGACUAUUCCCGAGGCAAAGGACUAGGCGGAUGUUCUGCUAUCAAUUUUGGAGUGUACACCGUCGGGGCUAAGGAUGACUAUGAUGAAUGGGCGUCUGUGGUUGGAGAUGAAACCUUCUCGUGGAAGAGCAUGCAAGCACGGUUCAAGAAUCUCGAAACAUUCGCGGGGACUAUUGACCAGAAGUACGGUGGGCAUCAGGCUAGAGAUCAUGGCGACAAGGGUGGUUUGCAGAUUGGGUAUGCUAAAGAGUGGGAAGAUGAUCUCUCGUUGGUUCUGGAUGCCUUUGAACAGGCUGGGCUCGAACGAAACAUGGACCAUAAUUCAGGCAACCCCCUAGGAAUGGGUCUGUGUAUCAACUCGGCUCAGAAGGGGCUCCGGACGACUGCGGUGGAUUUGUUGUCUGAUGCUCCUGACAACCUCUUUACUAUCACAGACAGUCCGGUGCAGCGCGUCAUUUUAGAGGGCAAGAGGGCUAUUGGUGUUGAGACCAAAAGAAACAGGUAUCUUGCUGCCAAAGAAGUUAUCCUCUCAGCUGGCUCCCUCGACAGCCCCAAGAUCCUAAUGCACUCGGGCAUCGGCCCAGCCAACGAGCUGGCAAAAUUCAACAUCCCGGUCAUUCAAGACCUUCCGGCAAUCGGCCAGGGACUGCGCGACCACUUCUUCGUGCCGAUAGUCCUAGCCCGAAACCCCGAAACAAACGACCGCAACACCUUCUUCCAAGACCAAACCGCCAUGACAGCAGCGAUGGAACAAUGGGAAAAAGACGGAACAGGCCCAUGGGCCCGAUACGCCUGCCAGCUCGGCGUCGGCUGGUUCAAAUCAGAGCAAGUAACCUCAUCCGCCGAAUUCAGCUCCCUCCCACCACCGGUACAAGACUUCCUCAACCGGGAGACCAUCCCGCACUACGAGAUCAUGACCCAUUUCCCAGUACACUUCAUCUUCCCACACCUCUUCCAGGAUUACAGCUAUAUUUGCAUGCUCGUCUUCCUGAUGAACGAACAAUCAGCCGGCGAAGUCCGACUACAAUCAUCAGACCCAAACGACCCACUCCUCUUCGAUCCCAAGUUCCUCUCCCACCCCUUCGACAGACGGGCCUGCAUCGAGACCUUCCGUCAUCUCUGGGAAUUAACGAAAUACGAAGCCUUUGCCAAGGAUACCACAUCGACGAUCAUGGGGCCGACGUCCGAAUCGGACGAGGACAUCCUGCAAUUCUGGAAGGAUAAUCUCUCGUCUAGCUGGCAUAUGACCGGCACCGUGAAGAUGGGUAAGAACGGUGCCGCUGAUGCGGCGGUGGACAGUCAUUUCCGGGUGUUUGGAAUCGCGAAUCUUCGUGUGGCGGAUAUGAGCGUCGUGCCUGUUUUGCCGAAUGGUCACACCCAGGCUACUGCUUAUGUGACCGGGGCGACAGCUGCCGAAGUUUUGAUUCGGGAGUAUAGGUUGGAUGAGAAAUGA